AUGAAUUCCAAAGUCAUUUCUAUAAAUUAUCAUUGGAGAUUCAUAGAAAAUGAUUGUGAACAAUUUGAUGAAGCUUUUCGAUUAAAAUAUUCUUUACAUAUACAAGAAAAAUAUGCAAAACUGACAAAUGAGUUUGAAAACAAUUUCAAACGAUUUCAAUUUUUACGUGAAAAUCUAACUGAGAAGAGAAUUGAAGAUCUUGAUCAUGAAUUGAUGAAAUUAAUUGAUACUUUACCAACUAUUUUUGAUCAAUUUUACGAAGCGAAUCUUACAAAAUUCUAUUCCGAAUCGAUUAAACUUAUGAAACGAAUUGAAUAUUUGAUUUUAAAUGACGGUGCAAAUGUUAAUUAUAACGAAAAUGUUUUUCAUUUUGGAAUGUUAAUAAAUAAAUGGUUUAUAUCUAAAGGUAAUCUUACUUUAUCUGAUAAUCCAAAAUUUCUUAAAUCACUUAUGAAAAUGUGUAAAGCGAUAUUCAUUUCUAAUCCAUUUCUUCUUCAAAUUCAAGAAUAUACAAAUACUUACGCUAAAAUUUAUUCUCCAUAUUAUUUCUUGAGUUAUUCGAUUUAUCAAUUGAACUAUUUUCCUGAUGCGCGUUAUGAACCAAAUCAUCAUCUACGAAUUAAUUGGUAUAAAGUUGAAAUAAAUCUAUUUCUUUUUAUCUUAAAUCAUUUAUACAAUGAAAGAUUUUCAUUGGAAGAUUGUCUUUUUGAUAUUUUACACAAAAUUAAACCUUCAUUUGCUGAUCAAAUGUUUAUUCGAAUAUGUCAAUUAGAAAUAUUAAGAAUUUUACUUGAAAAAUAUGAAAAUGAUUUUCUAAGAUGUGACAAAGAAAAUCGAUUUGCAAUUAUUUUAGAGAAUUUAUUUAAAACAAAUCAAAUCGAUGUUAUUAAAUUGAUUUACAAACAAAAUAAAACUAUUCGAUAUUUAUUUGAUAAAUUAGAAAAUAUUGAACACAUUGUUGAUAUAAUGAUUGCAAAUCAAAAAAUGAAACAAUCCUGUGAAAUACUUUUCAAUGAUCAACAAUUAAGAGUUUGGUUUAUUAAUAAAAAAUUGUUAUUUAUUUUAUUAAAAAAGAAACAAUGUAAAUUAAUUAAACAUCUAUUCAAAUUAUCAUCAUCAAUUAUUCAUCAAUUGGAUGAAGAUGGAAAUGAUUCUUUACUUUAUAUUUGUUUAAAUGUACGUGGUUGUCGACAUCGUUUAAUCGAAUUUCUAAUUCAAAAUGGAUCUGAUUUAUCUCGAAGAAAUUUUAAACAUAUCAAUUUUUUCAAUGCAUUACACAUAUCAACAAACAGAAAACUGCUCAACAAAUUAAUCGAUCAUGAAAUUAUUUCCAUUGAUUAUAUUUCUAAAGAAGUUAAACAAUUUAAUAACGAUAUUUCUAAUGAAUCCAUCCGUCCGUCCGAAUCAUGA
Molecule: messenger RNA, 1410 nt
Organism: Adineta ricciae
Lineage: Eukaryota; Metazoa; Rotifera; Eurotatoria; Adinetida; Adinetidae
Source: the annotation of a GenBank genome assembly